Molecule: messenger RNA, 1389 nt
Organism: Rhinichthys klamathensis goyatoka
Lineage: Eukaryota; Metazoa; Chordata; Actinopteri; Cypriniformes; Leuciscidae
Gene: mettl22
Product: methyltransferase 22, Kin17 lysine
Exons: 11
Coding region: 149-1213 (354 amino acids)
Biological process (GO): protein methylation
Cellular component (GO): nucleus
Molecular function (GO): protein methyltransferase activity
Source: RefSeq, a predicted model, not a curated record
GACUACACUACAAAAUAUGUAAACUCCUCCUCGACAUCUACUCGGUAAAUAUCAACUACUCUCUGUUUAGCUUCCUGGUUAACCCAAAAAAUUAAGGGAACGGUUAGAAAGAAGUUCGACCUUGAUAGGGUGCCAUGCAGGGGUGGUCAUGGACCAGGUCACAUUUAGAAGUGACACUGUUCUGUCUGAUGUGCACCUGCUGUUACCAAACGCUUGCCAUCUCAUGAAGAGACUCAACGGCGUAGGACAGCCAGUCUUCACUUCAAAGUUUAGGAUUCUGCGGGAUUACAAUGGGAAGGACUCAAGCUGUGAUUCACCUGUCCAUGAGAACUCUGAUGCAUCAAAUAUUCAGUGGGAUGAAGAUGGGGACCUGGAUGUGGUGAGAAGGCCCAGAUACCCCACCUGUAACAGAGAUGCAGUAUGUCCCGUUAUCCUCAGUCAAUCUGCAGUGACGCUGACCGACCAGAAUGAAGAUUCUGAGGAGGAGGAUGGUGCCCGUGACAUCAUUAGGAUUGAGCAUACUAUGGCGACGUCUCUGGAGGAUGUAGGGAAACAGAUCUGGCGUGGUGCUUUCCUAUUGGCUGAUUUCAUCCUGGCACAAGCAAGCAUGUUCAAAGCCGCUACUGUCCUUGAGCUUGGAGCUGGAACGGGACUGACCAGCAUUGUCAUGGCAAUGGUGGCUAAAACGGUGUACUGCACAGAUGUUGGUGAAGACCUUCUGAACAUGUGUCAGAGAAAUGUGACUUUGAACAAGCAGCACUUUGAACCCCAAGAGAGCGAAAUAAAGGUGCGCCAACUGGACUGGAUGGCAGAUGAUUUCUGCACAGAUGCUGAUUUGGAGUUCUGCUGGACUGACGCAGAAGUAGCAGACUUGCAUGAUAAUACCACGGUUUUGAUCGCAGCAGAUGUGUGCUAUGAUGACGAUCUUACAGACGCUCUGUUCAGAAUACUAUAUAGACUUUCCAGCAACAUGCGGCACCCCAGCACAUCCUACAUCUCCAUAGAAAAGAGAUUGAACUUCACUCUUCGACAUAUGGACGUGGCUUGUGAAGCUUAUGAUCACUUCCGUCACUGCCUAAACCAGUUACAGCAGAUGACAGAUGGAAAGAUGAAUUUCACGGUUGAGCCUGUGAAGAUCUCCUUUUCACAGUUCUUUCAGUAUGAAAGGGUGGACCAGCUGGAACUUUGGAAGGUGACAGCAGAAAGACUUUAAUUUGUAACACCACAGGUUUUUAAGUUUCCUUUUAACACCAUGUUUGCAGAAUGAAUUUGUCUUUGUAAUUCCUAUUUUCCUUAUAAUGUGAAAUUCAAAGGCUUAAGUUUGAUAAUUUGCUCUUAAAUUGUUCAUUAAAAACUACAAUUAUAAAGGAAUGCCAUUUCAGACGAGAA